AUGACAGACGGAUCACCUGUAUUCCUGGAGCUGGGCACGCCAGCUGAUGGCGCUGCUUCCAUGAGUGAUGGCUCGCAGUACUGGUGGAAAACGACAGGUCGCGACCUUGCCAACAUGUUGCACGCCGCCCAAUAUCCUGAGACGACCCAGCGUGUAUUCAUGUCCUAUUAUAGGGACAACCUUUGUCCUCUCAUGGGUGGCGACCCUAACGCUGGCGAUGAAGCAAACCUGAAGAGUUGGGUCUGGGACGGCUCGACCCAUGAAUGCUUCGAGCUCAAAGGUUCCAUGAAGGAUCCCGAAGUGCGCUUCGUGGUCGACUUCAGCCAGUUGCGGCCCGUGGAGUGGGCCAACCCCUUGAGCCCAGCCGUCACGGACGCCGCCAUUGCCUCGUUCGCGGCUCGUGCCCCGGUCUUCGAUGAUACAUGGUACCAGGCCCUCAAAGAGUACAUGGACUGUUCACACCUCGAUGUCCAACGGCAGAGAGAUUUGGUGGCGCAUGCAGGGCACAUGAGUCCUUUCCUCAUUGGGUUUGACAUCACCCGCGAGACACCACAGCCUGGGAUGCUUCCCAUCAUGGGGAAAGUGUACUUCCUUCCCUGCUUCCUCGCUGCGGCUCAUGGGAAGACUCGCUUCGAGGUCAUCUGUGCCAGCAUCCGUCAGCUCCCUGACGUAUCCUCACGUACCAACAUCCUCUCUGCUUUGCGGAUGAUCGAGGAGUAUCUGGCGUCGAAGCCAAAAGAAUGGCAGAACGGCGCAAUGUUCCUGGCCACUGACUUCGUUUCACCGGACAAGGCCCGUCUCAAAAUCUACCUUCGCUGCCCUGGCACCAGCUUCGAUGCCAUUUGGGAUUACUUUACUCUAGGAGGUCGGAUUACAGGUGUGGAGAGUGCCAAGGAAGAAUACCGACAGUUUAUUGACGUUCUAGCAAGUGGUGCGGAAGCCCAGCUCGAACAAGGCUCAGGAGGCUCUGGUCCGGGACUAGAAACAGCGAGUCGACGUAAGCUGACCACUGUGUACUUUGCCAUCAGCGAUGAGCAUCCGUUUCCCGCUCCGAAAGUGGCGUUCUAUGCUCGCAACUUUGCGGCAAACGACGCCGUGGUGGCCCGAAGCCUCGAUGGAUGGCGUCAGAAGUUUGGCUGGGGUGAUGGCGACAAGUCAAUCCAAGACUUGGUAGGGGGCAGCCUCACGCACCGAAAGCUGGAUGAGAAGCCGGGAAUCUUCACCUUCAUUGGACUUGCAAAGAAAGAUCCCAGCAAGGCAGGAUUGAGCAUCCAGACGUACCUGUGCCCGGAACUAUAUGAAACGCCGAGAUUGGUCGACUAG
Molecule: messenger RNA, 1323 nt
Organism: Anthostomella pinea
Lineage: Eukaryota; Fungi; Ascomycota; Sordariomycetes; Xylariales; Xylariaceae
Source: the annotation of a GenBank genome assembly